UGAACAUUACUGCGGCUGCCUGCGGUUUUACAUGUAAAAUCUGGACCUGAUCGUUGAGGCUUUCUUCAACUUUCUCGCGACUCUGAAGUAGUAACGGUUCAACUCCGGCUCAAAAGGCUUCGUCGGUCGUAGCUGUCACUGAAGAGUCCGUCCUCGUCAGGACACGUGAUUCGACUCGUUCCUUCGACGUGUUUUAUUUAGAUUUACAGACGGAUUCUGUUGUGUUUUAACGGUUGCGACGGGCUGCUGCACCUCCAUCAACUCGACACUUGUGCGCUUCUCGACGAUAAAAUCACCUGAGCUCUGCAGAAAACACGAAGCUCUUUGAAAAGCUCCGGAGACUGUCCCUGGUCAAUAACCCACAUGAGCUGUAAAAUAACCCCCAAAACACUUGGGUGUAAUCCAGUUUAAACCAUGUACCAGGUGGUACCUGGGGGAGCAGGAGGCACCAUUACUGAUGUCAUCCCCAAACAGAAACGCAGCAAAGACACCCGGCCACUGGUGGGCGCUGGAGUGAUCGGACUGGUGCUGGUGAUUGCGGCGGUGACUGCGUGGUGUUAUUACAUUGCAUCACUGCGAAAAGCUGAGCUGCUGAAAACCCAGCUGCUGGACCUCAACAAAGAUGGCUACAUUAUCCGAAACCAGGGGGGAUCAAUCGUUUUCAGGAUGGAUUUCAGGUCAGGAACGCUGGAUCUGGACUCUUGCACUAAAGAAGGUGAACUUCUCAGCUGUAGCAAGACCACCGACAGGAAGCUCAACUUUUUUAUUGAGACGGUGCGGCCCAAAGACACGGUGCAGUGCUACCGCGUUCGCUGGGAGGAGCUGGUUCCUGAUAUCGCUGUGGAGCAUGCCAUGACGUACAAGUUUGCCCACUGGUACGGUGGAGCUGUGUCUGCGAUUCAGCACUGGCCCAUUUCCAUCUCCGGGCAACAGGCCCCCAAACCAUUUGUCACCAGUGACAUCUACUCCAAUCGCAAUGAAUUUGGGGGGAUUUUGGAGAGCUACUGGCUGUCGUCCAAUGCCACGGCUAUUAAGAUCAAUAAUUCAGUGCCCUUCCAUCUGGGCUGGAAUGACACAGAGAAGACCAUGUACUUUCAGGCUCGUUACAACGACAGUCCAUUCAAAGCAGAGCCGAACGAGGCGCCGUGCGCUGAGCUGAGCUACAGAGUGUGUGUUGGACUGGAUGUGACGUCCAUUCAUAAGUACAUGGUGCGCAGAUACUUCAACAAGCCCAAUAAGGUUCCCUCCCAAGUCAUGUUCAGCCAUCCCAUCUGGUCCACCUGGGCUUUACACAAGACUGACAUUGAUCAGGAGAAAGUUUUAGAGUACGCCGCGAACAUACGGAAGUACAACUUCAACUGCAGUCACUUGGAGAUCGACGACCGCUACACCAGAAGAUACGGAGAGUUUGAAUUUGACCCAACAAAGUUUUCCAACGCGUCAGCCAUGUUCCAGAAGUUGAAGUCCGAUGGCUUUCUGGUGUCUCUCUGGAUUCACCCAUUUGUGAACUACGACUCGGAAAAUUUUCACUCUUGUGUGAAGCGAGGGCUGUUUGUCCGAGAGCCCACCGGCCAGUUGCCGGCCCUGGUGCGGUGGUGGAACGGUAUAGGCGGUAUAUUGGACUUCACCAAUCCAGAAGCUCGUGAUUGGUUCGCUUCCCAGCUACGUUCCCUUCGCUCCAAGUAUGGGGUGACGUCUUUUAAAUUUGAUGCAGGGGAGACCAACUACUUACCUUGGAAAUUCAGUACCAGAACUCCCAUCCGGGACCCGAGCUUUUUCACCCGACGAUACACAGAGAUGGCAAUUCCCUACAACGACAGAGCCGAGCUUCGUAGCGGCUACCAAUCUCAGAACAUUUCCUGCUUCUUUAGACCCAUCGACAGAGACUCUGUGUGGGGGUACGAGUUGGGCCUCAAGUCUCUAAUCCCCACUGUGCUCACUAUCAGCAUCCUGGGCUAUCAGUUCAUUCUUCCCGACAUGAUCGGAGGAAACGCCUAUCCCAACCGUACGGAGGGUAAUGGGCCAUUGCCUGAUCGAGAGCUAUACAUUCGCUGGCUGGAGCUGUCGGCCUUCAUGCCGUCCAUGCAGUUUUCCAUCCCUCCCUGGGAGUAUGACAAUGAAGUGGUUGAGAUCGCUCGAAAGUACACCGCCCUCCACCAGAGCCUGGUGGCGCCGCGGGUUUUGGAGCUAGCUGGCGAGGUGCUGGGCACCGGAGACCCAAUCAUUCGCCCGCUGUGGUGGAUCGCCACCGGUGAUGAGACUGCGUACAAAAUUGACUCCCAGUUUCUGAUUGGGGACGACCUGAUGGUUGCUCCGGUCUUGGAGCCAGGAAAGCAGGAGCGGGAUAUCUACCUCCCGGCCGGUCGCUGGUGGAGCUAUAAAGGGGAGAGAUUCGAUAUCAAAGAGCCACUGCACCUCACAGACUAUCCCGUCGAUUUGGACGAAAUAGCUUACUUCCUUUGGGUGUAGAAAGAGCCCCGGCUGCCUGAACCGUCCUCCACACGCUCAUGAGCUUCACUGAACUUGUUUCUAAUUGUUUUGUAACAAAACAAGCACAUUUUUACCUGAUGUACGAGCUACUCUCGCACAGAGAGGCUUGGAAGUUAUUCUCAAUUGUUCUGUUGAUGAUGUGGAAAUACCGCGCGUUGUGCACAUGGCGAAAAUGGAGUACACACACUGUGAAUGUAUUUUGAUGCCCACUCUGAUCAGUCGACUCUGCGUCCUCUCAUCUGCUUCAUGGCACGUACUGGGCAGCUUAACGCUUCACUAAUCAAAAUAACCGUGUUGUGACUCAAGAGUCAAGGACGACUAACUCAGGUUUUCUCAGAUGUAUCUCAAGUUCUCAGUUAUAAGCUUAAUUCUUCUUUAAUUAUGAAUAAGAGCAGUUUAAGGCUGCAAAAUGAACAAGGUGGCCUUCUACGGUUUAGAUCACAGUUGGACAGACCGAAAGUCCUGAUCCUCCUAACUCCCGUCCAGAGCUUGCAGGAGAUCCUUCCCACUCUUGUUGACAUUUUUACCCCCUCAGUCCCAAAUAUCUCUCAACACAACUGCCUGUGUUCGCACCAUAGCAGAUGUGUUUCUUGCCAAAUGAUGACCUUUCGUUCCAUUUUUGAGCUGCUUCUGCCUGUGGUCUGUGUGAACGUUGGCAUCCUAUGAAGCCUUGUCGCCGCUGUUAUUGGUCUGUUUUUUGCGGACAGAGCUGUGAAUCAACCAAAAGUGGGAUCUAAGCGAACAAGUGAUUGUGUUUGUGUCUUUGAUUUUGUUGCUAUUGCUGUGUGAAUCAUUUUUAACCUUGACAGCUAAUGCCUGGCAGCUUUAUUUGUGUCGUUUUGUGUCGACAUGUUUGAUGUCUCGAAGAAAUGGGAAUCUCACCUCCGAAAGAGCUAAUAAUUGCUGUGGAUUAUGCUACACACCUCUGUGCAAUUCUGUCCUCUGAGUUAGUCGACAGGUUAAUGAGAAAAGGUUAAUGUGUUCGGAACCUAUGUCGAUAGUAGGAUCUAACUUUUGUGUGCCUGUAUGAGAUUGUUGAGCGAUUACACAAGUCUGUCUUGCCACCUGUUUUGGCAAUUUUUUGAGGCCGUAUCAUGAGUCAUGAAGGAUGUGAAGUCAUCCCUCGGAUUAUAAUCCAGACGCUCACAGAAGUUGUUUGAACUCAAACCGUUUCUUUAUAAACACGUUUCAGACCUUUUUUCAAUGUUUUAACAAACAUUUAAUCCAAACGCCGUAGAAUCCAAAAGCUAGUUGCUUUACACACAGAUUCCGUCUGCUAUGUUUUAUUUAUUUUUUUUUAAUGCUGCAACGCUCAUUUGAGUCCAUGACCUUUGGGUGGGGAGCGGAAACACAAGGUCACGGCAGAGACUUCCGGGGGCUCAAGUAGCCUUUUAGGGUGCCUCCUAGUGGCCGCCCUGUUGAAGUGCUCCGGACAUGUCAGUCUGGGAGGAGGCCUGUGGGCAAACCCAGGACACGUUGGAGAGGCUGUUUCUCUUGGUGGGCCUGGGAACACCUCUGUACCCCACCAGAGGAGCUGGAGGAGGUUUUGCUGCUGCCUCACACUGACCUUGACUAAGCAGUGGAAGAUGGAUGGAAGAAGGCAAUGCUAAUUUAUCUCUUAAAAAGGUCCUAAACUGUUUCUGUGAAAGGUGAACAGUGAACUUACAAGGGAUUACUGUCCACUAGGUUAUAAACACAGUGUACAACCGCGGUGACAGUGUGCAUUGCCAAAAUCUAGAAUUGAUUCUCAAGUGCCUUUUGAAUGUGAAUUGUUCAUUUGAUUCUGGAGUGUUCCUAGUUUGACCCAAACUGUGUGUGAAUCAUGUCAUUUAAAGUCGAUUCAUGUGUUCAGAACAACGUGACUAGCCAAGUACAGUUGGAUGUCUAUUCUGUCGAUCCACCUUUGGUGGGGUCUGAUUCAUCACCAGAGAACCUGUGGUUAGCAUUUAGCGUAUUAGCAUUGUGGCCCUAUUGGCUACCGUCAAAAAUGCAGCCUUAUUGUUUUGCCUUUGGUACUUGGUAACAAAUAUACAUCACAACAUUACAACAGUUGUAAUGUUGUAAUGUUGAAGUACGAUCUACCAACCUGAAAGAGCCUCUCACCACGUCGCUGGUGAAUGCUGGUGAAAAACUUGCAGUUGAUAGCGAGCUAAGCUAACUCCCUCCAUCCCUGUCUCUGAAGACAUUUCUCCCUUCCCGGCCCUCUCACCCAGCGAGACACCAUCCGUCUCUCUAUUCUAUUUAGUCCUUCUGGGGUUCACAGAUGUUUAGAUCUCACAGCAACUCCUCCGGUUUGUCACGGUUCCCUCCUCAUUUCUCUCCUGCCAGACUUCAGGCUGAGCUCUAUUCCCUCCUGCAUGAGUCAGAGCUACCUGCAGGCGGAGGGAACAGUCUCGCACGUCAGUCCAGGGCUGUUAAAAAUAUCAAAUGGGAGCGUAUUUAUUUCCAGAACAUGCCUUAUGUCGUCACGUCAGUAUGUAUCAGGAGGUGCCCGCGUCGCUGCCUCUGGCCUCUGUGUUAGCUUCGGUCAUUUUGGUAAUGAACGUUGCUAUAUUUGUUUUGCUCUCACUUAUGUGUUGACCAAGUGCCGGAACAUGAAGCCAGUGGCUUCUCUUUGUGCCUUCUAAAUUGCUUCCUUGUCAUGACUAUUCAUAGACGCUCUCUCGCCGCCGCGGGCUGAGCCUCACCAGCUAUUUCUGUCGCUGACCUCCUAAUGGCCAACUGAACCUUGAAUGUUGCUGCGUGUUGUUACUUAUUGGCCUCAUUGUUUCUCCAGCUUUUGCACAAGGUUUGCCAGCACUGUGACUUCUUACUGUUCUUGAUGUGUUUGAAGAUCUAAAUAAAGCCAUCUGACUCCCUGUGUUCUUCAAUGGAG
Synchiropus splendidus (mandarinfish) is the source of this 5365-nucleotide messenger RNA. RefSeq names its product myogenesis regulating glycosidase (putative) (gene myorg). The coding region runs from base 415 to 2469 and encodes 684 amino acids. The transcript has 3 exons. Gene Ontology annotation, biological process: skeletal muscle fiber development; carbohydrate metabolic process. NCBI's taxonomy places the organism in Eukaryota, Metazoa, Chordata, Actinopteri, Syngnathiformes, Callionymidae. The record is from RefSeq and is a predicted model, not a curated record. Gene Ontology annotation, molecular function: hydrolase activity, hydrolyzing O-glycosyl compounds.